UUAUAAACCAGAAAAGCUGCCCAACUUGUUUCUUCUAUCGAACCCUAAUCGAGCCGGGUCAUCUCAUAAAAUUUCUUCGACAUUGCAUUCCUCCGUCGUCUUCAGAUCCUUCCCCGCUGUUCCUUAACCUCUUCUUCUCCGGUCGAUUCCACCUUCUCCUUCCCCGGAACCGAAGUCCUUGUACCGGAAUUUCAUCCAGUUUCUUUUGUUUACCGAACCGAUUUGUCGCGUAACCAACCCGGUCACGAACCCCUAAACCAAAAAGGAUGGAUUCGGAUUUAGAGCCUGUAGCUCUUACACCGCAGAAACAAGACAGUGCGUGGAAGCACUGUGAAGUUUACAAAUAUGGUGAUAGAGUUCAGAUGAGAUGUCUUUACUGUCGUAAGAUGUUUAAAGGAGGUGGUAUUACAAGGGUUAAGGAACAUCUUGCUGGUAAGAAGGGACAAGGCACGAUCUGUGAUCAAGUCCCUGAUGAGGUUCGUCUCUUCUUGCAGCAGUGUAUUGAUGGUACUGUGAGACGUCAGAGGAAGAGGCGUAAAUCGAGUCCUGAUCCCUUGCCUAUAGCUUAUUUCCCUCCUUGUGAAGCUGAAACUCAGGUUGUUGCUCCUUCUGAUGUGGACAAUGGUUUUAAAUCGCCGGGUUCUGAUGUGGUUGCUGGUCAAAGCACGGGGAGGACGAAGCAGAGAACUUACAGGAGUAGAAAGAAUAAUGCUUUUGAGAGGAAUGAUUUGGCUAAUGUUGAGGUUGGUGUUGGGAACAGUAUGAGUGACUUGCUUGGUCGAGAUAUGGACAAUUUGAUUCCUGUGGCUAUUAGUAGCGUGAAGAACAUUGUGCAUCCGUCUUCUAAAGACCGGGAGAAAACAGUUCAUAUAGCCAUGGGACGGUUUCUGUUUGAUACUGGAGCUGAUUUUGAUGUGGCUAAUUCUGCUAAUUUCCAACCGUUUAUGGAUGAAAUUGUUUCUGGAGGGUUUGGUGUUUCUAGUCCCACAUGUGAAGACCUCAGAGGCUGGAUUUUGAAGAGUUGCGUAGAGGAAGUGAAGAAAGAAAUUGAUGAAUGUAAGUCUCUGUGGAAAAAGACAGGCUGUUCUGUUCUAGUUCAAGAAUUAAACUCCAACGAAGGCUGCUUUAAGAUCCUCAAGUUUUUGGUUUACUGCCCGGAGAAAGUAGUGUUUCUGAAAUCCGUUGACGCAUCGGAGAUGUUAGAUUCUGAGGAUAAGUUGUUUGAGAUACUUAAGGAGGUGGUUGAAGAGAUAGGUGAUAGCAAUAUUGUUCAAGUGAUUACCAAAUGUGAAGACCAUUACGUCGCUGCUGGGAAAAGGUUGAUGGAUGUGUAUCCUUCUUUGUACUGGGUUCCUUGUGCUGCAGACUGCAUAGACAAGAUGCUGGAAGGAUUCGGAAAGAUGGACUGGAUAAGCGAGAUUAUCGAACAAGCUCGAACUGUCACAAGAAUUAUUUACAAUCAUAGUGGUGUUUUGAAUCUGAUGAGGAAGUUCACUUUUGGCAUUGAUAUUGUGCAACCAGGCGUUACCAGUUCAGCCACAAAUUUUACAACAAUGGCAAGAAUUGCUGAUCUAAAACCCCAUUUGCAGGCUAUGGUUACUUCAUCCGAGUGGAACGAUUGUUCAUAUUCGAAGGAAGCAGGUGGAUUAGCAAUUACUGAGACUAUCAAUGAUGAGGGUUUCUGGAAAGCAAUAACAUUGGCAACCUAUAUAACUGGUCCUCUUUUGCGGGUUUUGAGGAUAGUUUGUUCUGAAAGGAAGCCUGCAAUGGGGUAUGUCUAUGCAGCGGUAUACAGAGCAAAGGAAGCAAUUAAGACACAUAUGAUACACAAGGAGGAUUACACCAUCUACUGGAAAAUUAUUGAUAGGUGGUGGUUGCAACAACAUCGUCUUCCUUUACAUGCUGCUGGUUUCUAUCUUAACCCAAAGUUCUUCUAUAGCAUUGACGAAGAAAUGCGUAGUGAGAUCCAUUUAGCUGUGGUUGAUUGUAUAGAGAAGUUGGUCCCUGACGUCAACAUUCAAGAUAUAAUCAUUAAGGACAUGCACUCUUACAAGAACGCUCUUGGGAUUUUCGCAAGGAACUUAGCAAUCAGAACUCGUGACACUAUGCUUCCUGCUGAAUGGUGGUCUACAUAUGGAGAAAGCUGUUUGAACCUGUCANCGAGAGGUUAG
Molecule: messenger RNA, 2171 nt
Organism: Camelina sativa (false flax)
Lineage: Eukaryota; Viridiplantae; Streptophyta; Magnoliopsida; Brassicales; Brassicaceae
Molecular function (GO): DNA binding; protein dimerization activity
Source: RefSeq, a predicted model, not a curated record